AUGCUGAGCAAGGCCUUCAAAUCACAAAGCAAAACUCUACUUUAACACUUCAGAAGAGACUUUGGUUCCAACCCAGGAAUUUUGGCUCGUAUCUUGAACACAGUUGAUACUAAAACAUCUGCCUACUCGAUGGCUAAGUACGAUCCCACCGGCCACAAACCAAUCGAGGCCAACGAUUAGGCUCCAGAGUACAACAUUACCACACUAUCCAACGGAUUCACUGUAUUGACAGAAAGUCAGGUCUUCCCAGGUGCAGUCAACAUGGGUUUCCUUAUUGAUGUUGGUACUAGAGAUGAGACUCACGAAACUUCAGGAGCCCUCCUUGCCCUUAAGAACACUUACCUCAAGACUUUAAAGCACACCAAUGAGACAAUCAACUAUGGUAUGAUCCAAAUGUCUGGUGGUGAUAUGGUUAUGGAUUACGAUCAAGAAAGAAUGUUCUUCAAGGGUCACUGCCUUGAGUAUGAUACUAUUGACAUGUUCCAAAUGCUUGUUGAUAUUGCUCUUGAGCCAAGAUCAGUUCUUGCUGCCAACGUUGCCAGAUCUAAGAAUAGAAAGAGUCACGAUCUAAGCAAGCAUCUUCACAAGUACGAUCCAUUCUCUGAGAAUUCAGACCUAGUCCUCAGAACUGCUUAUGGUUACAACACCCUUGGUAUGCCAAGACUCGGACUUGAGCACAACAUUGAUAACAUUGAUGCUAGAAUGCUACAACAAUUCAUUAUGGACAACAUCACCCCAAGAAAAUGUUUGAUUGUUGCCUCAGGUGUCCAAAAUCACAAGGAGUAUGUUGAUCUAGUCAAGGAGAGACUUGGAGAUCUUCUCCCAGUCCCAGAGCAUCUCUAUAAGAGAACUGCUUCAGAGUACAUCGGUGGUGAAUACAGAAGCUGGACUGAAAGCCCAUAAACAAACAUUGUCCUUGCCUUCAACUCAUCCCAAUGGAACCACGAAGACACUGCUGCUCAUCACGUUAUGCACUCCCUCAUUGGUAACUCUGCCCACGGAAAGAACAGAGCUUACAACUUACUAAAGAGCCACAACUUUGUUGAUUCAGUUGAGUCACUCAAUAGCCAUUUCUCUGAUUCAGGUAUCUUCGGUAUUCAAAUCCAAGGAGCUGGUUCUCACUCCCAAGACCUACUCCACGUUGCUCUUGAGGAACUUGCUAACCUCAGAAACGGAGUCAGCGAUGAAGAACUUGCUAGAGCCAAGAAUAAGCUCAAGAUGCAAACCCUCACCAACCUCGAGAAGUCAGAGGACAGACUUGAAGAAAUCGCUAAGAACUUCCUCACCUUCGGAGAUCUCACCUUCCAUCAAUAUUGCGACCAAAUCGACAAGGUCACCAGUGAGGAUAUCAACAGAGCUGCUGGCAGAACCCUCUCAACCAAACCAACAAUGGUUGUCACAGGUGGUGCUAUAAACCUCGUUCCAACAAUCACUGACGUUCAAAGACAGCUUCAAUGA
Molecule: messenger RNA, 1458 nt
Organism: Stylonychia lemnae
Lineage: Eukaryota; Ciliophora; Spirotrichea; Sporadotrichida; Oxytrichidae
Source: the annotation of a GenBank genome assembly